Messenger RNA from Melospiza georgiana, 2251 nucleotides. It is a transcript of the gene TBR1, whose product is annotated as T-box brain transcription factor 1. The coding region runs from base 125 to 2158 and encodes 677 amino acids. Gene Ontology annotation, biological process: commitment of neuronal cell to specific neuron type in forebrain; positive regulation of DNA-templated transcription; regulation of neuron projection development. Gene Ontology annotation, molecular function: RNA polymerase II cis-regulatory region sequence-specific DNA binding; DNA-binding transcription factor activity, RNA polymerase II-specific. The transcript is spliced from 6 exons. The record is from RefSeq and is a predicted model, not a curated record. Lineage: Eukaryota; Metazoa; Chordata; Aves; Passeriformes; Passerellidae. Gene Ontology annotation, cellular component: nucleus.
UUGGGAAGCAUUUGGUAGAUGAAGUGCUUUCUGCCUAGUGUGGGUCCCAGGAUGUCUAGCUUCUGAUACUAGGAAGCCCUUUCAGAUCCAGGGACUGAAGGGUUAUUACUGUGGUGCUAGAGCUAUGCAGCUGGAGCAUUGUCUUUCUCCCUCUAUCAUGCUCUCCAAGAAAUUUCUCAAUGUGAGCAGCAGUUACCCACAUGCAGGCGGAUCUGAGCUUGCCUUGCAUGAUCAUCCCAUUAUCUCGACCACUGACAACCUGGAGAGAAGUUCACCUUUGAAAAAAAUUACCAGGGGGAUGACGAAUCAGUCAGAUACAGACAAUUUUCCUGACUCCAAGGACACACCAGGGGACGUCCAGAGAAAUAAACUCUCUCCCGUCUUGGACGGGGUCUCUGAGCUUCGUCACAGUUUCGAUGGAUCUGCUGCAGAUCGCUAUCUGCUCUCUCAGUCCAGCCAGCCCCAGUCUGCUGCCUCUGCUCCUAGUACCAUGUUCCCUUAUCCCAGCCAGCAUGGACCUGCUCACCCAGCCUUCUCCAUCGCCAGCCCCAGCCGCUACAUGGCUCAUCAUCCUGUGAUCACCAACGGAGCUUAUAACAGCCUCCUGUCCAACUCUUCUCCGCAAGGCUACCCCACGGCGGGCUACCCGUACCCCCAGCAGUAUGGCCAUUCCUACCAAGGGGCACCUUUCUACCAGUUCUCCUCCACCCAGCCGGGGCUGGUUCCCGGCAAGGCUCAGGUCUACCUGUGCAACAGGCCACUCUGGCUGAAAUUUCACCGGCACCAGACGGAGAUGAUCAUCACCAAGCAGGGAAGGCGCAUGUUCCCUUUCCUAAGCUUUAAUAUUUCUGGUCUCGACCCUACGGCUCACUACAAUAUUUUUGUGGAUGUAAUUUUGGCGGACCCCAAUCACUGGAGAUUUCAGGGAGGCAAAUGGGUUCCUUGCGGCAAGGCGGACACCAAUGUACAAGGAAACCGGGUGUAUAUGCAUCCCGACUCCCCCAACACGGGAGCCCACUGGAUGCGUCAGGAAAUCUCCUUUGGGAAACUAAAACUUACAAACAAUAAAGGAGCAUCAAACAACAACGGGCAGAUGGUGGUUUUGCAGUCCCUUCACAAGUACCAACCUCGCUUGCAUGUGGUGGAGGUGAACGAAGACGGGACGGAGGAUACCAACCAGCCGGGCAGAGUGCAGACAUUCACGUUCCCCGAGACGCAGUUCAUUGCCGUCACCGCCUACCAAAACACCGAUAUCACACAGCUGAAAAUAGAUCACAACCCUUUCGCAAAAGGAUUCCGAGACAAUUAUGACACGAUCUACACGGGCUGCGACAUGGACCGGCUGACGCCUUCCCCCAACGACUCGCCCCGCUCGCAGAUCGUGCCAGGGGCCCGCUACGCCAUGGCCGGCUCCUUCCUCCAGGACCAGUUCGUGAGUAACUACGCCAAGUCCCGCUUCCAUCCCGGGGCAGGAGCCGGCCCGGGGCCCGGCGCCGACCGCAGCGUGCCCCACACCAACGGGCUGCUCUCCCCACAGCAAGCCGAGGACCCGGGGGCCCCCUCGCCGCAGCGCUGGUUCGUCGCCCCCGCCAACAACCGCCUCGACUUCGCCGCCUCCGCCUACGACACGGCCACCGACUUCGCCGGCAACGCGGCCACGCUGCUGUCCUACGCGGCCGCGGGCGUCAAGGCGCUGCCGCUGCAGGCGGCCGGCUGCGCGGGGCGGCCGCUGGGCUACUACGCCGACCCGUCGGGCUGGGGGGCCCGCAGCCCCCCGCAGUACUGCAGCAAGUCGGGCUCGGUGCUCUCCUGCUGGCCCAACAGCGCGGCGGCGGCGCGCAUGGCCGCCGGCAACCCCUACCUGGGGGAGGAGGCGGAGAGCCUGGCCCCCGAGCGGUCCCCCUUGCCGGGCGCCGAGGACUCCAAGCCCAAAGAUUUGUCCGACUCCAGCUGGAUCGAGACGCCGUCGUCCAUUAAGUCCAUCGACUCCUCCGAUUCUGGGAUUUACGAGCAGGCCAAAAGGAGGCGGAUCUCCCCCUCGGACACCCCGGUGUCCGAGAGCUCCUCGCCCCUCAAGAGCGAGGUGCUUACCCAGCGGGACUGCGAAAAGACCUGCGCCAAGGACAUCGGCUAUUACGGCUUCUACUCGCACAGCUAGGCGCGGCCGCCGGCCCGCCGUCCUUUUGCACAAUAACUCCUCCGCGUUAGCGCACUGACCCCCGCCCCUAGCUGCCCCAUCCGUGCCCCGGCC